GGUUUUUUACCUGGACCUGUUGAUUUUUAUCUCUCUCUAUAUGAAACUGGUCCUUGAAUAAUCUUAAUUAGAUAUAUAUUUUAUUUUUCAUUCCUGGGUUUUCUCUGACUUGAACCACAAUACCACAUUGCUAAAGGAAAUCAAAUCCCUAUAAUGGGUUUUUUUUGGCUAUUUGCAAAUAUCCUUGCCUGAACAGUUUAUGCCUCCAAGAAAGCUUGUUCCUAUCAUCAUUUUGAUUUAGCUUUCCCUUCAUUUUGAUGCUGAAACUGAGGAUAAUGAAAGAAAAAGAAUUUUUGAAUAUUAUGUUCUAGAAUUUUUGGUUAUGCAGGUAUCAAAGAAGAAAGUACCUACGUUUAAGAAAGAUUGAUGUCUUGGGGUUGGUUAAGUUGAGCAUUUUUCUUCUUCUUCCAAAUACUAGAUUUCCAUACUGCUAUGCCUCCGCCUCGCGCCCAGUCAAAAACUUUUGAGGCGAAUCGCUGGCGCUCCACUCUGAUGGACCAGCAGCUGGAACGCAUUCGGCGGGCUUACCAUAUCCCGAGUUCAAUAAUACUCAGGGCUCCUGAGCGUGAUGAAAGGGUAUCCGUCUUCACUGUCUGGGAUGAAGUGGCCCUGCACGAGGAAUCGCUGAAGGCUGGGCUUCGAUUCCCGAUUCCCCAUGAGGUGAGGGAGGUGCUGGCCUACCUUAGUCUUGCCCCCUCCCAACUGAUGCCAAGCGGCUGGCGGAUCCUAUUAGCUUGUUCUGUUCUCUGGCCCUCUGUUCUUGGAGCCAAGCGUCGAUUAUCGGUGAAGGAAUUCCUGUACUGCUACCGCCCUAAGGAGUACAUCGGGGUCUGGACCUUCCAUUGUCGCUGCUCCGAACGGAAUCUUGUUUCAUAUCUCCCAUCUAAUAACAAGAAGUGGAGGAAUAGGUUUUUCUUCGUCUCCGGUAGUGAGUGGGAGUUCGGGAAUAUGGACAAGGACAAACGGAUGCCGAUUGGUGUCAAUAGGAGAUGGGGAUACCCUCUCCCGGAAACUUGUUCCGAGCCGACUUUGAGCGUGGAGGAGUCCGACCGGGUGGAUCAGUUGGUAAAGUGGGCGGCCGAAAACCGGACGAAGAGGAGUUUUUCUGAGUUGACAUCCACGGAGAACAUGCAGAAAUACCUUUUUCAUCCUAAGCCCUCUCUAGCAGGGAUAGGUAAGUGUGACACCGCUACUCCAGUAGUGGCUAUAUCUGCUAUUUGUGUGUUCUACAGGGUUGCUUUCCUUAGCAGGCAUAAUUUCAAGCGAUCCUCGGGUCAUUGUUAACUCACAGAAGUCCCGGGCUCGAGGUUUGAAAGAGGCUGAUGCCCGCUCAAGCAAAAAGGCAAAGACUUCUCGAGAGGAUACUACUCCCAACGACGCUCAGGCUCGGAGGUGUUUAGCUUCCUUUGUCGGGUCCGGUUCUAAGGGCCUGGGGAAGGAAAAAGUUCCUUCUCAAACCAAGACAGCUGAGGCGCCUUCGGUUGCUGCUACACUUGGGACUUCUCUGGAUCAUGUGCCGGUGCCUGGGGCUUCUAAACCACUGACCACUCGGGCCUUAGAAAUGGGGCCAGCUGCCCAACCUGAGCGGGCUACGCCUAUGGAACUUGAAGCUUCUACCUCAUCUGGUUCCGAUGUCCCAUAUAUUAUUCACUGGAAUAGCAAGGGAGCAGCUGAACAGCCUGGAGCUCCGCACCGUGCAGAUCGGGUGCCUGAAGCGAGACGGAAAGGAGUGGUCCUCCACACGCCCGAGGGCUCUUAUUCUAGCGACCAAGACAGACUGCCUCCGGCAGCACAAUCUGAUGCCCGUUCUCCAGCUAGGUGGGUAGAACAGCUCAGGCACCCGGUGAGGUUACUCGAGAAGGUUUUUCCCGCAGACUGCUUAGCGAAGAGGAGGGGAGAGCCUUGCACAACCAUCAGUGAGAGGUUAUGUGGCCUUCUAGCUCAGGCUGCAUUGGAGACCGUGGCUCUUUGCAAAGAGCAAGAGCGGCACAAGACUGACAUGCAAUCCUUGGGUGAGCUCGAGACUACACAGGCCAAACUCAAGGAUACUAAGGCUCAACUAGACGAUGCUCUGGCCCAACUUCAAGACGCUCGGUCUCAACAAAGAUCUGAGGACGACUGCGGCAACCUGGAGGCUAAGGAAACCGAGCUUGAUUUGACCCGAGCAGCACUGGAGGAAAAGGAGGCUCAGCUCAAAUCUGUCAGGGAGGAGCUAGAAUCCGAGAAGGCCAGAUCGGCCGAGCUUGGAUCAAUCCAUACUGACUUUGAGGCUGCCCGAGCUAAGUUGAAGGCACUGCACAAAGAACUUGAGUCUGAGAAGGCCAUGUCUACAGCUUUGGAGGGUCUUCGGGAGGAGCUAGCGGAUGAGAAGGAAAGGUCUGCCAAACUUGAAGCCGAUCUUCAAGCUAAACAAGCUAAGUUGACCACGGAGCUCAACAAUGUGAAGACCAAACUCGAUGCUGAGUUGGCCCGUUCCUCCCAGCUUGGAAUCGAGCCAAGUACAGUGCGGAGGGAGUUGGAGAAGACUCAACUGAAGCUGAGGCGCAGCCAGAGGCAGUGGAAGUCAGUUUCAGAUAUGUUGAAAAUUACCCGGAAAGACCUGGAAACUGAAAGAGACUUGACAUCCCAAUUGGAGAGACAGCUUUGGAAGGCUCGGGUGACCAGGGAGGCUGCCUGGGGCCUUGGUUUUACACAAGGGUUCGACACCCUCAGGGACUUGGUCGAAGGAGGUCCCCCAAAAAUGGACAUUUCAAAGCUUGAUGCGGAGGACUUUGUCCCAGGUUCCGAGACUCUCGAGGCCCUCGCAUCUCUGGAAGACAAUAUUGCUGGAGAUGGCCCGUCCGUGCCUGAAGGAGUUCUACAUGAAGAGGAUCCUGCUGCACCUGGGAACGAUGAAGCCCAAAGUAGUUCUUCUUCGGCAUGAUUUUUUUAUGUGUUUUUGUUUUAUGUUUUUACCUUCUUUUGUGCAUGUACUUGGAAGCACUUGGGUUAGAUUGCCACGUGAAAAAACAUUUAGGACUUAGGAGCUCUUGACACACUCUGCUUGGGAAUCUCCCAGGCGUGGCACUUAUUAGAGCCGUUUUGUGUGCAUUUAGGAAGAAUACCAAGGCACAGUUAGCAGUAUAUAUUACAGAGAAAACUUCUUAUA
Alnus glutinosa is the source of this 3148-nucleotide messenger RNA. RefSeq lists its product as uncharacterized. The transcript has 3 exons. Lineage: Eukaryota; Viridiplantae; Streptophyta; Magnoliopsida; Fagales; Betulaceae. The record is from RefSeq and is a predicted model, not a curated record. The coding region runs from base 1562 to 2923 and encodes 453 amino acids.